AUGCCAGGUACAAUACCUGAAGAUUAUAUCUAUAAGAGUAGAUAUGUUAAUAAAAGAACGUCACUUAAUGUCAUACUAAUCCCAAAAGGAGAGGUACUCGUAUUUCUUACACUUGAUCUUGAUUUUAAACACCAGACUGACCCCACUCUGGAGGCAUUGCCUGUCUCGCAUUCAUCCAGAAGAAUAACAUCAAAAGCGACUGUAGAGAGGUACGGUCUCUGGUAG
Messenger RNA from Sphenostylis stenocarpa, 225 nucleotides. NCBI's taxonomy places the organism in Eukaryota, Viridiplantae, Streptophyta, Magnoliopsida, Fabales, Fabaceae. The record is from the annotation of a GenBank genome assembly.